AAAAAAAAGAAAAAAAUCAUUUAAUUAUCUUUUCUUCGUAUGUCAUCGAUUUUAUUGCGAAAAGAUAUUUUUUUUGUCAUAGUGAAAUAUAACAUCUGUCGAGUAUAAUUAUUUUUGAAUAAUAAAAAUAAGAAGGAAAUUUAUAUAGACUGUUGGGGUGAAUGUUAUAAUACAUACUAUUUAUUGUCACAGUGAUGAAUAACAGUACACUUGUUGAAAAUUUUUUACUCUUCAGUUUUACUGGUAUAUGGAGACCAACAAGUUGGAAAAAUGGUUGGAAAAAAAAUUUAUAUAAUUUAUACAGUGUUUUAACAAUAUUUUUAUGCUACUGGUUUACAAUAAGUGAAAUACUUGUUAUUAUUUUUGUUAAAAAUAAUAUUAGUGAUUUUAUAAAUAUAACAUUUUUAUUAUUUACAAUGAUUGCCGUUUGUAGUAAAAUGACUAAUAUUAUUAUCAAAAGAAAAGCCAUUAUUAAAGUUAUCAAGUGUCUUAAUAUUGGACCAUUUAAAAUUCAAAAUAACAAAGAAAAAUAUAUUCAAAAUAAAUAUAAAAAAAUAUCAAGAUAUAUUUUUUUUUUCUACAUGGCAUUGUUGGAAGUGACGACAACGUUAUUUGUACUUGGCACUGUUUUUCAAGAUAGACCAGACAGAACAUUACCAUUUCGUGCAUGGAUGCCUUAUAAAUUUAAUAAUAAUAAAAUUUAUAAAUUUUCAUAUGUACAACAAUUAGUGACAAUAGCAAUUGCAGCAAAUGUUAAUAUUGGAUUUGAUACAUUUUUUCUUGGUGUAAUGACAGAAAUUUGUGGCCAAGUAAAUAUGCUGAAAUAUCGUAUUCAAAAUUUACUGGAUCAAAUGUGUGAAGCUGAGGAUAAAAAAAAGCUAAGUAAAAUUCAAUUGUCUGAAUAUGAAAAUAAAAUUGCUGAUUGUAUUGAGUAUCAUCUUGCAAUUCUUAGACUUGCUAAAUAUGCAAAUUCUAUAUUUUCAAGUGUUGUAUUUAUUCAGUAUUCACUUAGUUCAAUUGUACUGUGUACAAGUAUUUAUCAAGUUUCUCAGGCAUCAUUAUUUUCACCAGAAUUUAUAGCAUCAACUACAUAUGUUGCUGCAAUGUUUUCACAAAUAUUCAUGUACUGUAUUGCUGGACAUAUGGUUACACACGAGUUUGAUGAUUUGGGAAAUGCAAUUUAUGAUACAAAUUGGUUUGGUGUUAAUUUCAACACAAGAAAAAGUAUGACUCUCAUGAUGGCAAAGUGUCUAAAACCAGUCAUCAUUCAGAGUGGAUAUAUUGUUAAUUUAUCACUGGAUUCUUUUAAAAGUCUUUUGAAAUUAUCAUAUACUGCCUAUACAAUGCUCCAACAAUCAUAAUAAUGAUGAAAUUUAUUCUACUCUACUCUAUACAACUUACUUAAGUACUUCCUGCAAAUUAAAAAUAUUAAUUUCUGCUUUUUCUUAAUAUUAAAAUUAAUUUUUAUCAACAAAUAUAAUAUUGAAAAUUUUUAAUAUUUUAUUGAAAAAAAAAAAAAAAAAGUAUCAAGUAUUAUUUAUUGGUCAACAUAGAAAAUAUUAUUAUUAUUCAUUUCGAUCUCUUAGUGGUGUUAGUGGUUUAUGAGGUGACGAAACUGGUGUACCAAAUGGACUUUUUGAUAUUUGUGAUUUUGAUAAAUUUUCUUUUCCUUUAAUAUGUGUUAAUCUUCUUUUUUCAUCUGUCUGUAAUUUUUCAAUGAUUUUUGAUUGCUGAUCAAUCAAAUAAUUUUUUUCAUCCAAAUCCUAAAACAAUUUAUAAUAUAGCAUUACGUUAUAAUUUUUACGUAAAUCAGAUUUUUUUUUAUAUUAAUUCUUUAUACCUUUUCAAUUAUUUUUAAUGUAUCCUUUAGUUGAUUAUAAUUUUUAAUAUUUUGUUGUUCAUUUUUUUGGCUUAAUAUUUCAGUAUAUUUAUUUGUCAUUUCUUGAUAAUUUUUGUGUAAUUGUAAAUUUGAUUCCGUCAAUUUGUUUAUUUUUCUAAAAUCAAAAUGAAAUAAAAUAAAAAUAAAUAAAAUAGCUUAUGUUUUAUAUAAUGUAAAAAAAUAUAUAUGUACUCUUCUGCAA
Messenger RNA from Aphidius gifuensis, 2081 nucleotides. RefSeq names its product odorant receptor 94b-like. Gene Ontology annotation, biological process: detection of chemical stimulus involved in sensory perception of smell; sensory perception of smell. Bases 195 to 1361 code for a protein of 388 amino acids. The transcript has 6 exons. Gene Ontology annotation, molecular function: odorant binding; olfactory receptor activity. Gene Ontology annotation, cellular component: plasma membrane. NCBI's taxonomy places the organism in Eukaryota, Metazoa, Arthropoda, Insecta, Hymenoptera, Braconidae. The record is from RefSeq and is a predicted model, not a curated record.